ACAUAAUUCCGCGCGCACUCUCACUCUGCACUUUGCACUAUAAAGAACCUUUUUGGAAAAAAAUAACGUCAAAAUGACAGGCCGUGGAAAAGGCGGGAAAGGACUCGGGAAAGGGGGCGCUAAGCGUCACAGAAAAGUACUUCGAGACAACAUCCAAGGUAUUACCAAGCCAGCAAUAAGAAGAUUAGCAAGAAGAGGAGGCGUGAAGAGGAUUUCUGGCUUGAUAUACGAAGAAACAAGAGGCGUUUUGAAAGUUUUCUUGGAAAAUGUUAUCCGCGAUGCUGUAACCUACACAGAACACGCGAAACGAAAAACUGUUACGGCAAUGGAUGUUGUUUACGCCUUAAAAAGACAAGGCAGAACGCUAUACGGCUUUGGUGGGUAAAUUAAAAAAAAUGUGAGAGAAAAAAAUAAUGGAAAUAUUGUUGAUUUUGGGUUUUCGAAAAUUUAAAUAGCAUAGGUUUUGACAUGGCCCUUUUCAGGGCCGAA
This is a messenger RNA of Pectinophora gossypiella (pink bollworm), 489 nucleotides long. Its product is annotated as histone H4. The record is from RefSeq and is a predicted model, not a curated record. Gene Ontology annotation, biological process: nucleosome assembly. The transcript has a single exon. Gene Ontology annotation, cellular component: nucleosome. Bases 74 to 385 code for a protein of 103 amino acids. Gene Ontology annotation, molecular function: protein heterodimerization activity; DNA binding; structural constituent of chromatin. Lineage: Eukaryota; Metazoa; Arthropoda; Insecta; Lepidoptera; Gelechiidae.